UAGGGAUAAGAAAGUAAAUUCAUAGUAUUCAUCUCUCUCCCGUCAUCUUCUUUCAUUUCUUUUUCUGGUUAUUUGUGUCGACCAAAAAAAAAACAGAGGAACUCACAAAGUUAUCAUGUGUCCUCUCUUGUUUUAGAAUUUUCUUCCCUAUUUUUCUAGAAACAUAUAUUAUUUGAUUGAAAAUGUAUUUACUUAUACAAACAGAUAAUAGUCAGUAUGUAAAUCUGGAGGCCCUUAAAAUUAUGGGGCCUAAAGCCCUAGCUUUAAUUGGAUUAUGCUCAAGCCGGCACUGCCCCGGAGUUCGAAGCCCGUCUUCCGCGGUUCAACUCUCUCGUUAUUUGUCAUGGGUGGCAUGGUUUGUGGCGAUGAGCUUUUAUGUAGUUGGUUUAUUGAUGAUCAAAAAUCAAGGUGACAAGUAUGAAUAUCGAGACAAUUUUCAAAGUUAUUACAACUGCAACGUUCUAAAGCCUGGUAUUUUCAGGGCGGGUGCUUCCUUUGCUCUUACUAGCAUCGUACUAGAGGUUGUUUAUUUAGUUGUAGCACAACAUCAAACCGAAAAGACCGCAUCUGAUCCAUCAACCGUAGUUGUAGCACAACAUCAAACUGAAAAGACUGCAUCUGAUCCAUCAACCGACCAACGUUCUAUUAUAGCAAUGUGUUAAUAUUCCCAAAAAUCUAUAUUUAGGGGUGUUUUUGACCGAUGCUGGUGUGUAAUCAAUUUUAUAAUUAUGUAAUUGCAAAAAAAAUGUAUUAUGAUCCGUCUUAAAUUAAUUGUGCUUUUGUAAACAAGUUGCAACUAUGACCCGUUGAGAU
Molecule: messenger RNA, 813 nt
Organism: Helianthus annuus (common sunflower)
Lineage: Eukaryota; Viridiplantae; Streptophyta; Magnoliopsida; Asterales; Asteraceae
Exons: 2
Coding region: 183-662 (159 amino acids)
Source: RefSeq, a predicted model, not a curated record